Tachysurus vachellii is the source of this 3894-nucleotide messenger RNA. It is a transcript of the gene slc24a1, whose product is annotated as solute carrier family 24 member 1. Gene Ontology annotation, molecular function: calcium, potassium:sodium antiporter activity; calcium channel activity. The transcript has 10 exons. Bases 233 to 2410 code for a protein of 725 amino acids. The record is from RefSeq and is a predicted model, not a curated record. Gene Ontology annotation, cellular component: membrane. NCBI's taxonomy places the organism in Eukaryota, Metazoa, Chordata, Actinopteri, Siluriformes, Bagridae. Gene Ontology annotation, biological process: calcium ion transmembrane transport; long-term synaptic depression; long-term synaptic potentiation.
GUGUGUGUGAGCGCCGGAGCUCUGCGUUCAGCCCAGCUGUUCAUCAGCACCGCACCACGGCCACCACCGCCGCACCGCUCCCGAGAGAGCUGGGAGAUGAACCCUCCAAUCCUGAGAGAAUGAGAUGUUUCACUCUGUGACAGGGCCCUUCACACCCCAUCAUAACCUGGUGGGACAUACUGGAAUAUUCUAUCUGGGACAAGAGCAGCUCCCAUAGGAAAGGCAGUGCAAAAUGUAUCUCACACGGAGAAAGAGACUUCAGCUGACCCGGAUUAUCUUUCUCCUAUCUGGGGUUUUGCUUUGUUGUAUAUACCAACUAACUGUUAGGACCAGAUUACCAGGACCCUGGCCAGAACCUCAGAUUGGAGAAAACCCAAAAGGUGGCCCUGAAGAUGCUACUGAAGGACUGGUAGUGAAACCAGGAGUAACAGCAAAGCUGACCACUGGUGCUGUGGAAGAAGGUACAUCAACACAUACUGCACCUAAACCAGACACAACUCCAUCCACAACCCCUCUGAGAACAGAGAGAGCUAAAACAACAGUUUUACGCCCCAUUACCACCACAAACAGGACAAUUGUUCGUUGCAUCUAUGUGGAUCCAGACCUCCCAAAGCCCAAUCCAGUUCCUACACCAGCACCUGAACCUACCCACCCUACACCCACAAUCACCAUCUCUGUCCCUGCAGAGCCUCCUCACAUCAAGGGUGAAUACCCUCAGGACAUCUUCACCAUUGAAGAACGUCGGAGAGGCUGGGUGAUUCUGCACAUCUUUGGGAUGAUAUACAUGUUUGUUUCUUUGGCCAUUGUGUGUGAUGAGUUCUUUGUCCCUACACUUGGAGUCAUAACUAAAAAGUUGGAAAUCUCAGAUGACGUUGCUGGAGCAACUUUCAUGGCAGCUGGAGGCUCUGCUCCAGAACUCUUUACCUCCUUGAUUGGUGUUUUUAUUUCACACAGCAACGUGGGAAUUGGAACUAUCGUAGGCUCAGCUGUAUUUAACAUCCUUUUUGUAAUAGGAAUGUGUGCUUUGUUCUCCCGGGAGAUGCUCUACCUCACCUGGUGGCCGCUCUUCAGAGAUGUUUCCUUCUACAUCUUAGAUCUGAUCAUGCUCAUCAUCUUCUUCUUGGACAAUACCAUUAUGUGGUGGGAGAGCAUAAUGCUUGUGUGUGGUUAUGCAAUUUACGUCUACUUCAUGAAAUAUAAUGUCCAGAUUGAGCGAGCAUUCAAGGCUCAGCUCCGCAGACACAAGAACAUCGUCAAAGUCAUCCCAGUGGAAGAGCCUGAGAAGGAAAAUGGGACAACAGUUGAUGAUAAUUCCACUCCUGAACCAGAGGACAAGAAUCGUUUAAAGCUAAAGCCAACACUACAACGAGGGGGAAGUUCAGCAUCUUUGCAUAACAGCACCAUGAGGAACACAAUUUUCCAGCUCAUGAUUCACACACUGGAUCCUUUGGGUGAGGUGAAGUUUAAAGAAAAGGCUCAGAUUUUGAACAGCAUGGCCAGGGGGAAAGUAGAGGGCAAAGAGAAGGAAAAAUCGGGCAAAGGUGAAGACUGUAACACGGAGGAAACUAAGGAAUCUAAAGAGCCAGGACCAGCACCAUCUAACAAGGCAGAUACCAAGGAAAAGCCAGAGGGGCAGAAGGAGGAGAAGGAGGCAGCAGGAGAAGCAGGGGGCUCGGAGGGAUCAGAAGGCUCUGAUGACAGUGAUGAUGACAGUGAAGAAGACAGUGAUGAAGACAGUGAUGAUGAAGAUGAUGAUCAGGAAGAAGAUGAUGAAGAUGGAGAGGAAAAUGAAGAGCCUCUGUCCUUAGAGUGGCCAGACACCAGACGGAAACAAGCCACAUACCUGUUUCUUCUGCCCAUUGUCUUUCCUUUGUGGCUCACCGUACCUGAUGUCAGAAACCCAGCAUCCAAGAAGUACUUUGUCAUCACCUUCCUUGGUUCUAUAGUGUGGAUUGCUAUUUUCUCCUAUCUCAUGGUGUGGUGGGCGCAUCAGGUGGGUGAAACCAUUGGCAUUUCAGAGGAGAUAAUGGGUCUCACCAUUCUGGCAGCUGGUACAUCCAUCCCUGACCUAAUCACCAGUGUGAUUGUAGCUCGCAAGGGCCUGGGAGACAUGGCUGUUUCCAGCUCAGUAGGCAGCAACAUAUUUGAUAUCACUGUGGGGUUGCCAGUGCCCUGGUUAUUAUUCUCUUUCUUCCAUGGGAUGGUGCCUGUGGCUGUCAGCAGCAAUGGACUUUUCUGCGCCAUUGUGCUGCUCUUCCUCAUGCUGCUCUUUGUCAUCAUCUCCAUCGCAGUUUGUAAGUGGAGGAUGAAUAAAAUGCUGGGCUUCACCAUGUUCCUGCUAUACUUUGUGUUCCUUGUGCUCAGUGUUAUGCUGGAGGACCGUAUUAUUGUCUGUCCAGUGUCAAUUUAAGCAACACAGUGACUCCCAGUGUCUAAUGAAAUGGCAAACAUUUCAGUUUGAACCAGUCAUUUGUUCUGUUUGAUUUCACCCCUACUAACCUGCAGAGGAGACAGAACCACUUGGAUUGCUUCUUGUGCAUGUGACCAUGUGUGUUAAGCCCUUUCAACAAUAUCAUGAAGUGUGGUAUGAUGCAGUAUUUGCAGUCAGUACUGUUGUAAUACAGACCUUUUCCCUUUUUCUUCAGACCCCAUACACAUAUCAGACAAUAUGUAUACUAUAUGGAGUUAUCCACUUGGCAACUAGUGACUAUAGUAGGAACUAAAGGUUUCCUGUCUUUUAAAGCUGGGGAGAGCCUUCUCUCACUCCAUCUGAUCUCUUUUGCCUUGGUUAGUGCAUUACUCCUGUCAUCUAACAAAAUUACUUAUUCCAAAUAUUAUGCCAUACAUCACUUUGUGACCUUGUGGUUAUAUUUUGGUUAUCAGGGGUUCAUAGAACAAAAGAUGACAACAUAUAAAUCUUUUUGUUUGACACAGCUGCUUAUGGAACACUGCAUUAGGAAUUUUAUGUUAUGUAAUGCUGCUCUCCAGAAACACUAAAUAACUCACAGUUAUACAUUCACAGUUGAGUCAUGAGAUUAUUUUCUCUCAGAAAACGAAGUAAGAUGACUAUGAUGAGCCACUGUGCAAUACACCACAUGGUGGCAUCUUAUGCAUCUUUAUGGUAGCUAGUUAAAGACUUUCGGCUAGUAGCUAAAGCUGGUUAAUUUUUGUGCACACAAUUUCCAGUGCAUCAUAAAUGAACUGUUCUGUGAUGUACAACACACUCAUAUGUAUUUCCCUUGUUCUGUCCACCAGCCUACCAUCUAUUUUAAAAUAUACUGUUAUCACUCCAAAUUUCCGUCCUAAUUUAAUACAAACACAGAUGUGCACAUUCAUAUAGAUAUGGUUUGAUUUUUGGAUUGUAUGUUUAUGUAUGCAGAACAAAAUUGUAGUAUUAGCUGUAUUAUGCUUAUUCCUAUUAUGCUAGCAUUCUGGCAAGUAAUGUGUCCCAUGUUAUUGUGUAGUAUAUGUGUGCAGACACUUUUUUUAGUGUCUCAGUUUAGUAGCACCUGUUUAAACUACUUUUAAAAGCAUAGCCCUGCAAUUUUUAUUUUUUUUUUUGCAUUGACUUCACAUAUCUCUUUUUUGUUUUAUUAAUGUUAUCAUGCAAAAACAUUAUUCCAAAGGCUGUAGUCCUUUAGAAAGAAUAAUGAAAUUCAAUGAAUUGUUUACUGUAAAUUAUGUAAUUUACACUCAUACUGCAAUAGUUAUUUUUGUAAAAUGAGUUAUUAAAACACUGGAACAUCAUUAUUUGUGCUUGUAAAACACUUUUUCUUCCUUUUUCAACUUUAAAAUAGCUAUCUGCAACGAAGUAGUUUUGUGUAUUAGUAUUUGUUUAUUAUUGUUCUAAUAAUUGAAUAAAAAAACAGAUCAUUAUGCUAUGGAAGCAAACCA